Carcharodon carcharias (great white shark) is the source of this 4809-nucleotide messenger RNA. It is a transcript of the gene plekha5, whose product is annotated as pleckstrin homology domain containing, family A member 5. Gene Ontology annotation, cellular component: cytosol. The record is from RefSeq and is a predicted model, not a curated record. Bases 18 to 3689 code for a protein of 1223 amino acids. Gene Ontology annotation, molecular function: protein binding; phosphatidylinositol-3,5-bisphosphate binding; phosphatidylinositol-4-phosphate binding. Lineage: Eukaryota; Metazoa; Chordata; Chondrichthyes; Lamniformes; Lamnidae. The transcript has 29 exons.
GCCAACCGCUUUCAGACAUGGCGGAUUACAGGUCCGAGUGGCUCCGAUUGCCCGGCUCCUGGUCGCACGGGGUCACCCGGGACGGACGCGUCUUCUUCAUCGAUGAAGAAGCGCAAAGAACAACCUGGUUACAUCCAGCGACCGGCGAGGCCGUCAUCAGCGGACACCGCAAAACGGCAGAUCUACCAACCGGCUGGGAAGAAGGAUACACCUUCGAAGGGGCGAGAUACUACAUUAAUCAUAAUGAGUGGAAGGUAACUUGCAAACAUCCGGUGACAGGACAUACAUCACAAGAAAACUGUAUAUUUGUCAUGAACGACAAUUUCAGGACUGCUGCAGCAAUGGCAUCGCAAGAAAGAAAAGACCGACCAGUGAGCAUGGUGAGUGAAGUUUCAACCUACACGAUGGCAUCCGAAAUGGCAUUGCUUCCAAUGAGUCCUGCAGGCAGGUCAUCAAGGCCUUCAAAGAAAAUUCACAAUUUUGGCAAAAGGUCAAACUCUAUUAAGAGGAAUGCAAAUGCACCAGUGAUAAAGCGUGGCUGGCUUUAUAAACAGGACAGUACUGGUAUGAAACUCUGGAAGAAGCGCUGGUUUGUGCUUGCUGAUCUGUGCCUGUUCUAUUAUAGAGAUGAAAAGGAAGAAGGCAUUCUGGGAAGCAUUCUUCUACCUAGCUUUAAGGUAGCUCCAAUUAGCCCUGAAGAUCAUAUAAAUCGAAAAUAUGCAUUCAAGGCUGCUCAUCCAAAUAUGCGGACUUAUUAUUUCUACACUGAAACAGCCAAGGAAAUGGAGUCCUGGAUGAAGGCUAUGAUAGAAGCUGCCCUUGUUCAAACAGAACCCGUGAAAAGGACUGAAAAACUAACAUCUGAAAUUGUAGCGCCCAAAGAGGUUAACCACAUUGCAAACCACAAAAUGUUAGUGAAGCCUGAACUUCAGAAUAACCAAAAAAAUAUAGACCCCACUCUGGGCCUUCGACAAAUAGACAAUAUGAGCAUCACUCAUGCUGACAAAUAUGGUUUUGAGGCCGAAGGACUGGACCAGCACAAGCCUUUAACUAAAAUCAAUAGUAUAAAACUGCAGCCUGCAGAAAGCGAAGAUGUCACAUCAGGUACCAACAACCUUCAAUCUCACCAGUACAAAUCUCAGCAUGCAAAUGCUUCCAACACGCAGAGCCCAAUCGGACCCGUCGGUGUUUCUGUAGAAAAUGUGGACACUGGAAGAGAAAGGCUGAAUGACAGCGGAAGGGGCAUUCAAAGGACUAAUUCAAUGGUGCAGUUGGAACAGUGGGUGAGAACACACAAAGGAAAGAGCCAAGAGGAAGAACCUAGGAGCAUCACCUGUUAUCAAACAUUACCAAGAAACCUGCCGAGCUAUCGGGCUCAGGUCAUACCAUGUUACAGGACAAUGCCACGUCAGAGUACGACAAGACCUGACAGCAUCUGUUCAGUGUCACCUUCUGCAUAUGAUAGGGUGCUUCGACCACCUUCAUCAGAAGAAAAACGGAAGUCAAUGCGAGAUGAUACCAUGUGGCAACUAUAUGAAUGGCAACAGCGUCAAGUUUACCAUAAGCAUGGGACACUAAGCAGACAUGGUACUUUAAGUACUCCUGUUACCAUGAUGAAUAUUGUUGAUCAGUCACGCUCUAUUCCUCCAUCACCUUCUCAUGGUUCACUGGCCCCCUACCAGGUAUACUCUCCCCUGAGAUCUUACAACAUUGAAUCAAGAUCAGAAGUAUUGUCACCUAUUUUAAGAGGAGACGUGACCAUUGAUUCCAUGAAAUCCCGGCGACACAGGGCACCUGUCAACAAGUUUGUCUAUCCACCAGACAGAAGGUCGAUGCCUGCUACUGUACCUGUACAGACUAUUACACCUGAGAGCUUGCAGGGAAAAACGCCAGAGGAGCUGACACUGCUGCUAAUCAAGCUGAGGCGGCAGCAAGCAGAGCUGAACAGCAUCCGGGAGCACACAGCAGCACAGCUUGUGCAGCUGAAUCUCAGUGACGCAAAUCCCAAGAAUGAUAUCCUCAUUCAUCACCUUCAAAGAAACCUCGUGUAUUUGGAUUAUCAGAUGAAAGAAAAUGAACCUUUAAUCGCCUCGGUUCACACUAUGAUUGAGAACUCGGCACCAAGGCCACAAGUAUACAAGCAACUGGCUCAGCAGGAUGAUUACAGAGAAACUUUAUACAGCCACAGACGUGAAAAUCUGGACAUUGAUGGUAAACUGAGCCAGCUGUGCGAGCAGGAUAAGGUUGUUCGUGAACAAGAGGAGAAACUGCAACAGCUACACAAGGAGAAACAUACACUUGAACAAGCUUUACUGGCUGCAAGUCAGGAGAUUGAAAUGAACGCAGAAAACCCUACUGUAGUGCAAAGUGUAGCCUUACAGAGAGACGUCUUACAAAACGGAUUGCUCAGCACUUGCCGGGAGGUAUCAAGAGCCACUGCAGAACUGGAAAGGACAUGGAAAGAGUAUGACAAAUUAGAGUAUGACGUAACUCUGGCAAGAAACCAUUUACAAGAACAACUGGACAGAUGUGAUGAAGUUCAGGUCGAGUUGAUUGGUCAACAACGCCCUCAGAUUCAAAAGGAGCUCUGGAGAAUUGAUGAUGUUAUAGAAGGGCUCACCAAAAGCAAACAGCAAAGAAUGACUUCUGGGAGCAUUGGUGCUGCUGGGCCACAGUCUGGAACUGUUUCUACAUUAAGGUGUAAUCGGCAGGAGGGUCCUGAUUAUCGACUGUACAAGAGUGAACCAGAACUGACAACUGUCACAGAAGUUGAUGAAUCAAAUGUGGAUGAGAAAUCAGAAGUGGUGCCUGACAUAGAAAGUGUCGCAUCUAAAGGUUUGUCUUUUCCAGUUGGUAUAGUCCCUCCUAGAAGCAAAUCCCCAAUGCCUGAAUCUUCCACAAUUGCUUCUUACGUUACAUUAAGAAAGCAUAGAAAGGUGGAUGGAGCUGGACCUCACAUGGAAAGACCCAAGAGUGCAGUUGAGCAGCUUUUCCUAGCAGAAGGUCCUCGACCUCGAAUGAGUGUUGAGGAGCAGCUUGAAAGGAUAAAACGUCAUCAGCAAGCUUCUCUAAAAGAUAAAAGGAAAGGAUUGAGUUUGAUAACUCUGCAAGAUCAGUCACCAGCAAAGAGUCUUUCAAGAGAGAAGAACCAGACAAAGCCAAUUCAUUCUGGAGACAAGUAUUCACUUCAUAGAAGCAAAACUGCUGAAAGUAAUAUCAAAGAGUUGGAAGCUGCUGUUCAAAAUGACAAUUGUGGUCAACAUCGAGAGACUGCGGCAGAGGAAAUCGCUCGUUUAAAAGAAGGGAAUGUUGAGCCAAAUCAGCAAAAGUUGGAAAGCAGAAAAGAUUUCUCAGACCAAGUGCUCGUGUCUGAAAGGUGUAUUGAAGCAGAGUCCGAAAUACUAAGUCAUGACAAAACUGUGGAUAAACAGAAGGAUCUUGAUGAAAUAAAGUCCGGAAGCAGUGUGCAAACUGUGGCCCCCAUUGUUAACCGCAAAACCGAUAUCAGGGCUGAUGAGGAAAAUGCUCAGGAAGGAGUGAAGAUGAUUAAUAUCUCCAAUGAACUAGCUGCAGAUGCAUCAAGAAGAAGCAAGCUUGUAGCAGAAAAAAGCCUGUCUUCUCCACCUCAAUCCCCAACAUCCCCAUCGCACCAACCGCUCACAGAAGGCUCUCACUUUAUGUGUGUCUGAUGUGAUAAAAACCUCAGGCUGUAGCCACAGGUAAAUCAUACACAUCCACACAAGGCUGAGGCUCGAGGGACUUUGACUGCAUUCGGAAGUAUUGUGGGACUAUGGUCAAAAGUCGGUUUCUGUAUGGGGAAGUGGAGUGCACCGAGCACAAGAAUUCAAGCAAGUGCUGGCAGCGACACUUGAUUCACUAUUAAACACUCCUUAUAGGAACUAUCUUUUUGUUGGAUAUAAUGCCGAUAUAUUACGUACUUCAGGAGCACAAAUUGCUCCAGGGCAGUUUUUUAACUUACCCUUUUUAAAUUGCCUAUAUAUAUAUAUAUAUAUAUAAAGAGACCACAGUACAUUAGCGCACAUGGUGAUUAGGGUCUCAAUUCAGUUAAUAUGUCAAUUUAGUUUUCAUUUUGUAUUGCAUAGUAUGUAUGAUUUAAUGCCUGACUUUCAGUUUAAUAUUGCUCUGGCCAUAACCUAUGUGAAAUAGUUCACUGAUGUUUGAUGUAUACAAUAGGAAAUGUUUUACUUUUGUUUCCUUACUACUUUCAAUGAUUGCAGUGCCAUUGUACUGGUGCAGGUUAUUGCUGUUCCUUAGUAACACCAUCUGCUGUAACUAUAUAUAUUUAGUGUUGUAAUGUCUGCAAUUACUGCCAAACUGCUCUCAGCAAAUGUAAAAAUGUCACACUUUUCAUUGGUGCCCUAUGUUCUCUGCCUUUUGUGAACUUUUCAUACCAGCUUUAUGGAGCAAUUUGCUCCAACUUCAGUAUAGUUCAAAUGCAAAGCAAUAUGUAGAGGGCUUAAUAUUCAGUACCCCAUUGUAUGUAAAAAAAAAAGUGUAAUUAUGUUCAUUGUGUACAUAGCGUACAAUGAGCAGAGCCUAUAAUUAUAAAAAGCUACUUUCAAGUGUUAAUAUGCAAUAUUCAUAUCACAUUCUGUUUUAUAUCAUGUUAUAAUAAAUGGCAAUGUUAAAUUUGGUGAUGGUAUUUUAAUAUGCAUUUAUUGCUGAUACAUACCAAUAAGAAAAAUUACCUGAAGAAAUAUUUACUUGCAUUGUAAUGUUAAGGUAUCAAACUUGAUUUUUGACUAUUCACAAAUAUUGAAAGUUUUUUCAUUAAAUCUUAAAUCCUAA